Phacochoerus africanus (Common warthog) is the source of this 1992-nucleotide messenger RNA. Its product is annotated as tRNA-splicing endonuclease subunit Sen54-like. Gene Ontology annotation, biological process: tRNA-type intron splice site recognition and cleavage. Gene Ontology annotation, cellular component: tRNA-intron endonuclease complex. Lineage: Eukaryota; Metazoa; Chordata; Mammalia; Artiodactyla; Suidae. The record is from RefSeq and is a predicted model, not a curated record.
CGCGCGCAGCUGCAGACGGCGGCCCGAUGGAGCCCGAACCUGGGUCCGCCGAGGUGGAGGUUCCUCCCGGGCGCGUGCUCAGUGUGCCGGAGCUCUUCGCCGCCCGCUCGCGGCCCCAGAAGCUGCCCCAGCGCUCGCAUGGCCCCAAGGACUUCCUUCCCGACGGCUCGGCGGCCCAGGCUGAGCGGCUGCGCUUGUGCCGCGAGGAGCUCUGGCAGCUGCUGGCGGAGGAGCGCGUGGAGCGCCUGGGCAGUUUGGUGGCCGCCGAGUGGAGACCGGAAGAAGGCUUCGUGGAGCUGAAGUCUCCUGCGGGUAAAUUCUGGCAGACUAUGGGCUUCUCAGAGCAGGGACGGCAGCGGCUUCACCCGGAAGAGGCCUUGUAUCUGCUGGAGUGUGGUUCCAUCCAGCUCUUCCACGAAGACCUGCCACUGUCUAUCCAGGAGGCCUACCAGCUGCUGCUGACUGAGGACACUGUGACUUUCCUGCAGUACCAGGUCUUCAGCCACCUGAAGAGACUGGGCUAUGUGGUUCGACGAUUCCAACCCAGCUCCGUCCUGUCCCCUUACGAGAGGCAGCUGAACUUGGACGGCCAGCACCUGGAGGAUCGGCACGGCAAGAGGAAGAGGAGGAGCUCCAGCUCUCGGUCCAUUAAUAAGAAGCCCAAGGCCCUGGAGAACCCCCUGCAGGGGGUGGAUGGGACACCCGAGAGCCUGGCAACCUCCAGCCCACCUCCCCGAAACCAGAACAGCCGAUGCCCAGAGGAGAAACCCCAGGAGUCAAGCCCUGUAAAGGGCCCAGAGGGCCCCUCCCAGCUUCUGGGGUCCCUGGAGCCCUGCCCUGGUCUGCCCAGGGAGGGGGUGCGGUGCAGCCAGGAGAGUGGCAAAGUAGAGAACGGGGUCCAGGGGCCGUGUAAGCCACGCUGGAACUUUGAGCAAAUCUCCUUCCCCAACAUGGCUUCAGACGGCCGCCACACCCUCCUGCUUGCCCCCGCGCCAGAGCUGCUCCCGGCCAAUGUUGCCGGGCGGGAGACGGACGCCGAGCCCUGGUGCCAGAAGCUCAACCAGCGGAAGGAGAAGCUCUCCAGGCGGGAACGGGAGCAGCAGGCAGAGGCCCAGCACUUCCGGGAGGACGUGAACUCAGAUCCCGAGGUGCAGCGCUGCUCCAGCUGGCAGGAGUACAAGCAGCUGCUGCAGAGGCGGCACCUGCAGAAGACCCAGAGCCGCCCCCCACACCUCUGGGACCAGGCUGUCACCCCCUUGCUGAGUCCUGGUCAAGCAGACUCCCCAGCCACAGCCCUUCAGCUUAUCUCUGUGCUGCAGACAACACACCUUGCCGAUGGAGGGGCCCGGCUGCUCGAAAAGUCUGGAGGCUUGGAGAUCAGCUUUGAUGUCUACCAGGCUGACGCUGUGGCCACGUUCCGAAAGAAUAACCCCGGCAAGCCCUACGUUCGGAUGUGCAUUAGUGGAUUUGAUGAGCCAGUCCCAGACCUCUGCACCCUCAAGCGGUUGUCCUACCAGAGCGGGGAUGUUCCUCUGAUCUUUGCCCUGGUGGACCACGGAGACAUCUCCUUCUACAGCGUCAGGGACUUCACGCUGCCCAAGGAUGUGGAACACUGACCACGCAGCUCUGGCAGGGCCUGGGGUCUGCUUUGGGGGACCUGGACUGUCUACUCUCAGGGACCAUCUCAGUUGCCUCCUACACCCAGACUCUGAUCUGUAGCUUCAGGGGCUAGUCUGGGCCUUGGCCCUGGGUGUCUGGCGCUUGCAGGAGAGCAAAGCCUUGCCCCCUGCCUGGCUGCUGCAGCGCUUCCAAGCCCCACGUCUGAGAGUGCUGCUUUGCAGUGAUCCCCUGCAAACUCAGGACUAGAUUUCAGAGACCCAGCGAGGUGGGGCAGAAGAGAGGACUCUGUGCCUUUAAUUGAGAGGGUGCCUGCUUCAUGCGAUAAAGCCAAAGCCAUUAAAAAAAAAAAAAAAAUCCCCUUUUCUGCUGUGA